Molecule: messenger RNA, 1494 nt
Organism: Postia placenta MAD-698-R-SB12
Lineage: Eukaryota; Fungi; Basidiomycota; Agaricomycetes; Polyporales; Adustoporiaceae
Exons: 8
Coding region: 1-1494 (497 amino acids)
Biological process (GO): protein insertion into mitochondrial outer membrane
Cellular component (GO): outer membrane; SAM complex
Source: RefSeq, a predicted model, not a curated record
AUGGCGGAUUCCGAGCUCACCGCUCCUCCGCUGCAGCCACCUUUACUCAACACCUCGUCUCCUCGCGACAAGGAGCCAGAUGCGCUUGAACUCGAGAAACUGCAGAAGUGGCAGGAGGAGCGACUUGGCAGGAAGUUGCGGGGAGAGUAUGAAUCGGCCGUGCUGCAUCUCGCGGAAGUGAUUAACGACAACUUGACCACUCCUCUCCGCAUUGCGUCCGUGCGUGUUGAAGGCGCGGUCAGGACGCGCAAGUCAUUCCUGGCGACCCUCGUCACACCGUUUCUUCCUCAAUCUACGACCCCCUUCGACGAUACCAAGACGACACUCGGGGACGUGCUUCACACUACACGGCAUAUCGGGAACCUUUUGCAGGAAACCGAAAUCUUCCAAGCUGUGGAGGCGAAGUUGGAAACCAGUCGCGACCCCCUUGCACAGGCUGGGGACGUGGAUAUUGUCUUCAAGACGCGUGAGAAAGGCCGGUUCUAUCUAAAUACCAGUACACAACUAGGCAACAAUGAGGGUGGCGCAAGUGCGACCUGUCGCGUGCGGAACGCGUUCGGGGGCGCAGAGAUUUUCGAGGCGAAUCUUGCCUUUGCGACCAAAACACGCGUUGCAUUCAAUGCGGCUCUCUCCGCGCCGCUCACGCCCACCCUCAAGACUCGCGGCGAGCUCUCCGUGUUCGGCCUCGAGCGGGAUAACUCGAGCUUCGCGAGUAGCUCCGAGGGGCUGCGCGGUGUGCGCGCUGUUGUCAGGACAGGUGCGAUCCCCGUUGGAAUGCACGAAUUCGCGUAUGAGGCCGCGCUGCGGCAUGUAGGGAAUUUGACGCCAACGGCGUCCAUCAGCAUGCGGGAAGCUGCUGGUCAGAGCAUCAAAUCCGCGGUGUCGCAUUCGUGGGUUCGUGACACGCGCGACGAUAGGCUGCUUGGGACGCGCGGCUCGUACGUAAAGUUGUUUCAGGAACUAGCCGGCCUCGGGGGCGACGCGUCCUUCUACAAAGGCGAGGCUCAUACACAAUUAUCGCGUGCGCUGGCUCCUGGUAUCACCGUGUCAUUCGCGGCGCGAUCAGGUUUACUAUGGAACCUAGCGCGACCAGCGCCGUUCUCUGACCGCUUCCAGCUCGGUGGUCCAUUGAGUGUGCGCAUGUUCCGGGCCAAUGGGCUAGGAUCCCGUGACGGCCCUGACUCAUUGGGUGGAGACCUGUAUUGGGCGACGGGCGUGAGCCUAAUCACCGACAUCCCGUAUAAACCGGACUGGCCUGUGAAGACCCACUUCUUCGUGAACGCAGGGCGAUUAGAUGCAAUGGACAAAGCAAAAUCCCUCAAAGAUAACAUCAUGGAUAGCAUUAGCAAGCCAUCCAUCGCGGCGGGCGUGGGCCUCGUGUACAAGCUCGAUCCAGUACGUGUGGAGCUCAACUUCGGCGUCCCUCUGGUGGCGAGCAAGAGCGACGGGUUUAGAAAAGGCUUCCAGGCCGGGAUUGGGUUGGACUUCCUAUGA